AUGGCGCUGCGAGCGGGCUCCUCCGUCCGUGGCAGCGGCGGCACAGUGAUAGAGGCAGCAGCCGUCUUCCUGCACCAGCAGUACGUUAGCCGCACCGCCGACUACGACAUCGCAGUCGUACAGGUGAACGGAUCCUUCACGCUGGGUCCCAAUGUGCAGCUAGUGGGACUCCCGGCUGAGGGCUACGACCCUCCGAGCGGGCUGCCUGUGACGGUCAGUGGCUGGGGUUACCAGCACAGCGGCAACGGCCCGGCCGAUACGCUGCACGCGGUGGACAUCAACGUGGUGGACCGUGAGACAUGCCGCAAGGUGUUCGUCGCUGUGAAUUCCGUGACGGAACGCAUGAUCUGCUCUGGAGAGUUCACCCGAGGAGUAUGCGUCGGUGACUCUGGUGGGCCACUGGUCAACAACGGUACGCAGGUGGGCAUCGUCUCGUGGGGGCCCACCUACUGCGAAGUCGGCAUCUCCGUCCAGACCAAUGUCGGCUACCUGAGAGCCUGGAUCCGAGACACCGCCGGCAUCUAGACUUCACCAGCUCUCCUCAGUGGAUACAAUGGUUUAACUCAACAGCAGAUACUAUCAUCCAUGCGUUUUUGUUAAAUAAAAACACGU
Messenger RNA from Schistocerca americana (American grasshopper), 612 nucleotides. RefSeq names its product trypsin-1-like. Gene Ontology annotation, biological process: proteolysis. Gene Ontology annotation, molecular function: serine-type endopeptidase activity. Lineage: Eukaryota; Metazoa; Arthropoda; Insecta; Orthoptera; Acrididae. The transcript is spliced from 2 exons. The record is from RefSeq and is a predicted model, not a curated record. The coding region runs from base 1 to 525 and encodes 174 amino acids.